AUGAGCGAACACAGGAUUGGAGACCGUUUGAGCUUCAACGGGGAUCUAUCCACAGUUCGAUACGUCGGCCAAGUCGACGGUACAAAAGGCGAAUGGCUGGGCGUCGAAUGGGAUGAUCCUACUCGAGGGAAACAUGGCGGUGCCCACGACGGACGCUCAUAUUUCCAAUGCAUAAUCGAUGGUGCUGGAAGCUUCAUCCGACCAAACAAGAAAGCCGAUUCAGAACGAACCUUCGUCGAUGCCCUCCUGGAACGAUACGCCCCUUUGAACGACCCAAGCUCCAACGACAAUGAUGUAGAAGAAAUCCGGGCCUCAUGGAUCUCGGGCAAGCCCAUCGUUACAGUUGGAUUCGCAAAGAUGUCACAGCGUUUUGCCCAACUGGAUAAGCUCCGUGUAAUCACACUCACGCACUCCCAAAUAUCAACCACUGGCCCUCUAGAGAGACUCGCCGAGGUUUGCCCAGGGGGGUUUGCGGUUGAAGAAUUGGAUCUGAGUUGGAAUGUCUUGUCGGAUCUGUGCGAGGUUGGAAGGAUCUGUGCGGCGUUUCCGGGACUCAAGACGUUGAGGCUGAACUCGAAUCGGUUUCAUAUAACAGGAGAGGUAAAGGUGCCGCAGGGCGCAUUCCUAAAGCUGGAAUUGUUGACGCUGAACGUGACAUAUUUGACAUGGGAUGAGGUCGUGCGAAUUACCAUGCAUUUUCCGGCGUUGAGGGAGUUGCAGCUUGGGUAUAACGCCAUUCAAACCAUAACCGCCACCGGAGACAAACUACCUGAACAACACGGUUUACAAUCGCUGCAGGUACUUAAUCUGGAAGGGAACGGUGUGGAGCGAAUCGAAGACAUAGCAUGGCUAUCCACCCUGCCAAACCUUCACUCACUCAUCCUAUCCCGAAACAAACUCACAACCCUCACCAACUCCACAACAAAAAACAUCCUACCAACCUUCAAACACCUCACUGCCCUCGACCUCUCCCGAAACCAAAUAUCCUCCUGGUCUGACAUCGACGCCCUCAACGCCCUUCCCACACUAUCCUCCCUCCGUGUCGCGCAUAACCCUCUUUACACCCCAACCCGUGACAGGGAAGAUGUGGGACGGAUGGAACUCAUCGCGCGGUUACCCAAUGUGUGGGAGGUGAAUGGAACGGAUGUGAAGGGGCAGGAGAGGGUUCAGGCUGAGUUGUGGUAUCUUGCGAGGGCGGGGAGGGAGGGUGGUGAGUGGACGAGGUUGGGGGAGUUGAGAGCGAAAUACGGUGCUUCGGUGCCGGAUUCGAAUGCCACGGUGAAGAACACGGGAAGAAAAGUGGGGAGUGCGAGUGGUGCGUUAGCAAGUCGUGUACCAAACACGAAACUGGUGUUCUAUCCCUCACCGCCGCCAUUCAAUUCUUCACCGACAAGGACAUUGGAGAAGAGACUGGUGCCGGGGACGACAGUUGGCGCAUUUCGGAGUUUGUGUGGGAAGCUGUUUAGAAUACCACCGACAAAAGCGGCUGUGGGAUGGAGAAAUUGCAGUACAGAAGAGGAAGGCGAGGCGGAGGUCGAGGUUAUGGAUGAUGAUCUAAGGAGAGUUGAAUAUUAUUCUGAUGUGAGUAUUGAGGGUGAGGUUGUAGUUUGGGCGAGGAAUUGAUAUCGAUCUUUCAUAUAUGGUGUAGCGGAUUGCGGAGAAUGAAAUGCUCAAAAGUGAGGUUCCGGG
Saitoella complicata NRRL Y-17804 is the source of this 1689-nucleotide messenger RNA. Its product is annotated as RNI-like protein. Lineage: Eukaryota; Fungi; Ascomycota; Saitoellomycetes; Saitoellales; Saitoellaceae. The record is from RefSeq and is a predicted model, not a curated record. The coding region runs from base 1 to 1623 and encodes 540 amino acids. The transcript has 2 exons. Gene Ontology annotation, molecular function: protein binding.